AUGAAGUGGAAACGCUAUUCAGGUUCUACACCAGACUUAAUCCACCGGAUCAAGGUACGGGAGGCAGAGCUCUGGAUCCGGGAUGCCGAGGACUCCAGGGAAAGCUCCGGGCCUGAGAGCUCCUCCCCAGCAGGGCACGGGAUCCCGGGAGAAACAAGGACACAGUCUGAAUGUGGGGAGAGCAGUGCCAGUACACUGACUAAGCAUCAGCGCACGCAUAGCAGAGAACAGCUCUACCACUGUGCUGACUGCGGCAAGGGCUUUUCACAGAUUUCAUGCCUGAGAAGACACCAGCGCGUACACACUGGGGAGCGGCCAUACAGCUGUGCUGAUUGUGCCAAGGUCUUUUCACGGAUUUCAGCCCUGAAAAUACACCAGCGCACGCACACAGGGGAGUGGCCAUACAGCUGUGCUGACUGUGGCAAGGGCUUUUCACGGAUUUCAGCCCUGAAAAUACACCAGCGCACGCACACAGGGGAGUGGCCAUACAGCUGUGCUGACUGUGGCAAGAGCUUUUUACAGAUUUCAGCCCUGAGAAGACACCAGCACGUACACACUGGGGAGUGGCCAUACAGCUGUGCUGAUUGUGGCAAGGGCUUUUCACGGAUUGCACACCUGAAAAUACACCAGCGCACACACACAAGGGAGCGGCCGUACAGCUGUGCUGACUGCGGCAAGAGCUUUUCACAGAUUUCAGACGUGAGAAGACACAAGCAAGGGCUUUUCACGGAUUUCAGACCUGAAAAUAGAGGAACAAAAAGAUCUGCAUCUUAGCAAACAACAGCAUGAAACCCCUUCUGGCCAGAGUUCAUGUAUCCCCACUCAGCUGAGGAGAGGUUUAUCUCUGAGUCACUCUGAGAAAAAUCCAUUUCAAAGGUGAUUGAAUUAUAAAAGAAAGGGCCCAAAACACCCCUUGUUAUCUCUCCCUGUCCAGCUCUCAUUUUCACCUGAGAGGACAAAAAAAGGAAAGAAAAGAAAACAAAAACAGCUCUUGGACCCCAGGAACUGAUCCGGAGCUGAAAACGUGGUCAGCAAUACCACUGCAAACCUGUGUUAAGGGACUUCACUUUGAACCACGUCUAGUUUGUUCAGUUUAGUACUAGGAAGUGUUUUUAUAUUUCUUUUUCUUGUCACCAUUUCUCACUUUGAUGUCUCAUCUCUUGUACUCACUUGAA
Chrysemys picta bellii (western painted turtle) is the source of this 1175-nucleotide messenger RNA. NCBI's taxonomy places the organism in Eukaryota, Metazoa, Chordata, Testudines, Emydidae. The record is from RefSeq and is a predicted model, not a curated record.